AUGAGAGAGAAUAAUAUAGAUGUAAAUGUACAAACUACUAAUGAAGAUGACAAUUUUGAUUGGGAAGUAGAUCCGGAAAGAUUGAAACAUUUAGUAGAGAAAUAUAAAGGGGAGGAAUUUCCAUUAUUUAUGGGUGAAGAUGUACUUGAUUCUAAUAAUGUACAUAUACAAGCUCUUCAAUCCUUAAUUUAUGAUGAUGAAACACCAGAAAGUCUUGCAGAGCAAUUUCGAAUAGUAGGUAAUGAAUAUUUUCAAGAUGGUCCAAAACGUUAUAAAGAUGCAAUUUUGUCAUAUACACGUGGUAUAAGACAAAAUAGUAAUAAUAAAAAGAUAAAUUCAUUACUUUAUUCAAAUAGAGCUCAUAUUUACCUUUUAAUGAAACGAUAUGUUGACUGUGUUAAUGAUUGUAGAUAUUCAUUACAAGAGGAUCCAACUAAUAUUAAAGCUGCAUAUCGUGGUGCAAAAGCUUCUUUAGAGAUGCAUCUUUUUCGUCAAUCAUUAAAUUUUGUUAAUCAUGGAUUAAAAUAUGAUAAUAAUAAUGAAGAACUUUUAAAAUUAUAUCAAUUAUCUAGAGAUAAAUUAGAAUGUAUAGAAGAAAAAAGAAAGAUAUUAGAUUUAAAUAAUGAAGAUAGGUCUCAAAAAGAUAAAGUACAAUUAAUUAUUAAAGAAAGAAAUUAUCAGCUAAAUGAAGCUAUUUAUGAUGCUAUAUAUACACAUCAUCAUAAUAUAAACUUAAAAAAUAAUGAACUUAUAUUUCCCAUAAUGAUUUUAUUAGAUGAGGUUAUGCUUUGUGAAUUUAUAUGUGAAGCUAAUGAAAAUUCUAAAAUAAGCGAUCAUUUAAAAAUCAUGUUUCCAGGUGAUAGGUUUCUUGAAUGGGAUUCUCAAAAAGUAUAUGUUUGGAAUAAAUUAAGUAUAUUUUAUGAAUCAGGGUAUCCAUAUGAACAUACUGUAUGGGAGGUUUCUAUUAAUAAAACAAUUAAAGAAAUUUUAGAUCAGAUUAAGAUCAUUCCAAAAUGUCCUACAUUUCAUAUUAUUGCUAGUAGUUCUCAAUAUAUUCAAGAAUUUACUAAUACUAUAUACAAAGUAAUUAAAGAUCCAUCUCUUAUAAGUUAA
This is a messenger RNA of Cryptosporidium muris RN66, 1113 nucleotides long. Its product is annotated as TPR repeat-containing protein. Gene Ontology annotation, molecular function: Hsp90 protein binding. The record is from RefSeq and is a predicted model, not a curated record. Bases 1 to 1113 code for a protein of 370 amino acids. The transcript has a single exon. Lineage: Eukaryota; Apicomplexa; Conoidasida; Eucoccidiorida; Cryptosporidiidae.